Galleria mellonella (greater wax moth) is the source of this 1867-nucleotide messenger RNA. RefSeq names its product GATA zinc finger domain-containing protein 4-like. Bases 893 to 1858 code for a protein of 321 amino acids. The record is from RefSeq and is a predicted model, not a curated record. The transcript has a single exon. Gene Ontology annotation, molecular function: zinc ion binding; nucleic acid binding. NCBI's taxonomy places the organism in Eukaryota, Metazoa, Arthropoda, Insecta, Lepidoptera, Pyralidae.
UACAGAUAAAUAACUACAGUGAUGGAAAAUUACGUAUUGUUCGUUCACAGCGAACAAAGAAUAUUGUUAUAUGAUAAAUAUGUUAGAAGAAAGUAUCUUAACUAAAUAGAGCGAUUACAGCUUUGCUUGCUAUUGAUUAAAUAAUGAGUUAUUAUAAACUUUGGAUAUUUACCUAAUGAUCACUAUGCUAACAUAUGUUUGUAAUCUUAUAUAAGGACCUCCCACCCUUAAGAAAUUCAGUUGUUGUUAUUGUUGUUGUCCAGUUGCAGUUGCUCUACAAUUACUGAGCUGUUCAGUAGCUAUUAUCAUAGUGCUAAUCUCUAGUCUAAGUCAAUUUUAUACUCUUUAUUAAAACUUAUAAAUAUUCUUCGGCGAUCUUUUCUUCUGACGACCCGAACAUUACAAAUUGGUGUCAGAAGUGACGGAUUUCGUAUCCUGAUAAUAAAAUUCAACGGGUCAACCAAGGAAACAUCGACAAGCAGAUCGUAACCACAUUGGUACGUGUUUGUACGAAAUACCUUAGAAGCAAGACGCACAACGAAGUAAAAAUCAAAUUCGAGUCAGUAGUCGAGACACAUUUACCCUCGAUACUCGUCUAAGAUUUGUUUAAGAAGAGUGAAAUUGGAGUUCUUCAAAGAUUAUUUCAUCUUUACUCAUCCAAGACUUAGAAGAUAGCACAGCACUGCACCAGCGGUUCUUCGUUAUACCUUGGCAGUUACUACCACGGCGUGACUACGAGCCCUACAACGAAGUAACAAGCAAAAGGAACAUCUCCGCAAUAUAAAACUAGACAAGUAAGUUAUAUUGUGUAUUUAAAAUUUAUGUAACAUUUUGAAAGUUAUAAAAUAUUUUAAGUUAUAAAAAAUAAUUAAAGUUAAAUAUUUUUGUAAAAAUGUCUACUUCAGAAGAUAUUAAAAAUAAUGGAUUUAUCGAUAUUAGUCUGGCAGAAAGAAUGAUACAAAGAUAUAAUGGUGAUAAGGCAAAUUUGCAUGUUUUUAUUGAUAACUGUAAUAAUGCGUAUAAUUUAUUAAAUCCAAUAUACAGAAUUGCGUUUGUGUCAGUAGUGUUAUCGAAAAUAGAAGGAAAUAUUAGGUCGACAUUAUUAAACCGAACAUUUAAUUCAUGGGAUGCUCUGAGAGAACAUCUAUUAGAAAAUUAUUCCGAAAAACGAACAUUUGCACAAUGGCAAUUAGAAUUAAAUUCAUGUAAACAAGGACAUAAUGAGCCAGUUUUAAAUUAUUCAAAUAGAGUUGAAAAUUGUUUCAUUAAAUUAAUUAAAUCACUUAAUCCAAAAUUAACAAAGGAAGCGCGAGAGGCAAAUAUAGACUUAUUGAAAAGUCAAGCAUUAAAUAUUUUUAUAAGUGGUCUCAUACCUCAAUUACAUAUAUUAUUAAAAUCACAAAAACCUUCCAACUUUGAGGAAGCCGUGUCUAUAGCCAUAUCUGAAGAGCAAGAAAUAAAAUCGCGUCAAGAAAUGAGCUCAAAACAUUUUGAAAUUAAUAAAACAAAGCGUUGUUCGAAUUGCCAUAUGUUAGGACAUUUAUCAUUUCAGUGUAGAAAACAACCCAUGAUUAGGUCCGUUCAAACCAAUAGAAUACCUACAUGUUUCAAUUGUAAUAAGAAAGGACAUGUGUCACGAGAUUGUUGGUUCAACAAACCAAAUUCUAAUAAUUUUAAUAAUUUCAAACAAAAUACUCAGUUUAACAACAAACCGACACGUUAUCAACAUAAUUAUAAUAAUCAACGACCAAAUUCUUAUAAUAAUAAAUUUCGUGGUACAAAUAAUGUAAACAACGCGUCCGAUACUUUAAACUCCAAAGGUCCCAGGAUGCCGGUCGAUCCCAGGACAACCAAUUAAAAUCAGGCC